Magnolia sinica is the source of this 685-nucleotide messenger RNA. RefSeq names its product protein BUNDLE SHEATH DEFECTIVE 2, chloroplastic. Gene Ontology annotation, cellular component: chloroplast stroma; protein folding chaperone complex. The coding region runs from base 100 to 486 and encodes 128 amino acids. Gene Ontology annotation, molecular function: protein folding chaperone. NCBI's taxonomy places the organism in Eukaryota, Viridiplantae, Streptophyta, Magnoliopsida, Magnoliales, Magnoliaceae. The record is from RefSeq and is a predicted model, not a curated record. The transcript has 5 exons.
CUUAUCUUCACCAUCGUUUCGACCACCAACUGAAAACUCAUUCCUCAUCCGAAUUCUUCAUUCUCCAUUUUCCCCUUUUUUUCAUAAACCCAGAAUAAAAUGGCAAACGCUCUAUACUUCACCACUAUAAAUUCCUUCAAAACUCCAACCAAACCAGGUGUUGCAAUCGACUCACAUGCUCCAAAGGUUCAGCGCAUCGACAUCUUCCGACAUCAAAAUGCCAACUUUCAGACCCUAAAGCCUAAGGCUACAGGCAAUAAUCAACGAACGAAACCUAAUAGCAUUGUCUGUGCUGAUUGUGAUGGGAAUGGUGCUGUGUUGUGUUCGCAAUGCCAAGGUACUGGAGUGAAUUCUGUGGACCACUUCAAUGGGCAGUUUAAAGCUGGUGGAAUAUGUUGGCUUUGCAGAGGUAAGAGGGAUAUUUUGUGUGGGAACUGCAAUGGCGCCGGUUUCAUGGGAGGUUUCAUGAGCACUCAGGACGAUUGAGAUUUUGAGGUAAUUAGACAUGCCGGCAGGUCAUUAGCCUUCAAGACUCGAGAAAAAGGGACCGAUGGUUUCAUGAAUAUUGUUAUGUGAUGGCGUCUGUAACCACAUCAUUAAACAAGUCUUUUUGACUCUAAUGAAUGUAAAACGUUAAUUGAAUUUUAUUUCAACAUCAAAUGCUCCUUUCCUUGUUUGCUAGAAA